Agelaius phoeniceus (red-winged blackbird) is the source of this 6918-nucleotide messenger RNA. NCBI's taxonomy places the organism in Eukaryota, Metazoa, Chordata, Aves, Passeriformes, Icteridae. The record is from RefSeq and is a predicted model, not a curated record.
CGCUGUGAUGCGUCUUCCUCUCGCCUCGGCUGCCAGUUUGGAUUGUAGCGCCCGGCUCCGUGCACUGCGAGGAUGGCUCGGUUUGGGGAUGAUCUGCCAACCCGCUAUGGAGGUGGAGGGCCGGCCGGGGCUGGAAGAGGGAGCAGCCGGCAAGGUGGCCCCCAAGCCGGCCAAAGGAUGUAUAAACAGACGAUGGCUCAGAGAGCCAGGACUAUGGCUCUCUACAACCCCAUCCCUGUCAAACAGAACUGCUUCACAGUCAACAGAUCCCUCUUCAUCUUCAGUGAAGAUAAUGUUAUACGGAAAUACGCCAAGCGAAUAACAGAGUGGCCUCCAUUUGAAUACAUGAUUUUAGCUACAAUCAUAGCCAAUUGUAUUGUGCUGGCUCUGGAACAACAUUUGCCGGAUGGAGACAAGACACCGAUGUCAGAGAGAUUGGAUGACACUGAGCCGUACUUUAUUGGAAUAUUUUGUUUUGAAGCUGGUAUCAAAAUCAUCGCUCUGGGCUUUGUUUUUCACAAAGGCUCUUACCUGCGCAACGGCUGGAACGUGAUGGAUUUUGUCGUGGUCCUCACAGGGAUUCUGGCCACUGCUGGGACUGAUUUUGACCUGCGGACCCUGCGAGCCGUGCGGGUGCUGCGGCCCCUGAAACUCGUGUCAGGAAUCCCAAGCCUGCAGGUUGUCCUCAAGUCCAUCAUGAAGGCCAUGGUGCCCUUGCUGCAGAUUGGGCUGCUCCUGUUCUUCGCCAUUGUGAUGUUUGCCAUCAUCGGGCUGGAGUUUUACAUGGGCAAGUUCCACAAAACCUGCUUUUCCAACGAGACAGGUGAGGAGGUGGGGGAUUUUCCCUGUGGAGAGGAGCCUCCUGCCAGGCAGUGUGAGAGCGGGACCACGUGCAGGGAGUACUGGCAGGGCCCCAACUAUGGCAUCACCAACUUUGACAACAUCCUCUUCGCCGUGCUCACUGUCUUCCAGUGCAUCACCAUGGAGGGCUGGACUGACAUCCUCUACAAUACGAACGACGCUGCAGGAAACACCUGGAAUUGGCUUUACUUCAUCCCUCUCAUCAUCAUUGGCUCUUUCUUCAUGCUCAACUUGGUGCUGGGUGUCCUAUCAGGUGAAUUUGCCAAGGAGCGGGAGCGGGUGGAGAACCGCCGGGCGUUCCUGAAGCUCCGCAGGCAGCAGCAGAUCGAGCGCGAGCUCAACGGCUACCUGGAGUGGAUCUUCAAAGCAGAGGAGGUGAUGCUGGCCGAGGAGGACAAGAACGCCGAAGAGAAGUCCCCUCUGGACGUGUUGAAAAGAGCCGCAAUAAAGAAGAGCAAAAAUGACCUGAUUCAUGCAGAAGAAGGUGAGGACCAUUUCACAGACAUUUGCUCCGUUGGGUCUCCCUUUGCCCGUGCCAGUUUGAAGAGUGGCAAGAACGAGAGCUCGUCCUACUUCAGGAGGAAGGAGAAGAUGUUCCGCUUCUUCAUCCGCCGCAUGGUGAAGGCCCAGAGCUUCUACUGGGUGGUGCUCUGCGUGGUGGCCCUCAACACCCUCUGUGUGGCCAUGGUGCACUAUGACCAGCCUGAGAAGCUGACCACUGCUCUCUAUUUCGCAGAGUUUGUUUUCCUGGGGCUGUUCCUCACUGAGAUGUCUCUGAAGAUGUAUGGGCUGGGGCCAAGGAAUUACUUCCACUCUUCAUUCAACUGCUUUGACUUUGGGGUGAUCGUGGGCAGCAUCUUUGAGGUCAUCUGGGCUGCAGUGAAGCCGGGCACCUCCUUUGGCAUCAGCGUCCUGCGCGCCCUGCGGCUGCUGAGGAUCUUCAAAGUCACCAAGUACUGGAAUUCCCUGAGGAAUCUGGUGGUCUCCUUGCUGAACUCCAUGAAGUCCAUCAUCAGUUUGCUUUUCCUGCUGUUCCUGUUCAUCGUGGUCUUUGCUCUGCUGGGGAUGCAGCUCUUUGGAGGGCAGUUCAAUUUCCAAGAUGAAACUCCAACCACGAAUUUCGAUACCUUCCCUGCUGCCAUCCUCACAGUCUUCCAGAUCCUGACAGGCGAGGACUGGAAUGCUGUGAUGUACCACGGGAUAGAGUCGCAGGGCGGCGUCCAUUCCGGAAUGUUCUCCUCCAUCUACUUCAUCGUGCUCACCCUGUUUGGGAACUAUACUCUCCUGAACGUCUUCUUGGCCAUCGCUGUGGACAACCUGGCCAACGCCCAGGAGCUGACCAAGGACGAGGAGGAGAUGGAGGAAGCCACCAACCAGAAGCUGGCCCUGCAGAAGGCCAAGGAGGUGGCAGAAGUGAGCCCCAUGUCAGCAGCCAACAUCUCCAUAGCUGCCAAGCAGCAGAAUUCCUCCAAAUCCAAGUCGGUUUGGGAGCAGAGGACGAGCCAGAUCCGGAUGCACAACUUCCGAGCCAGCUGCGAGGCGCUGUACAACGAGCUGGACCCCGAGGAGCGGGUCCGCUACGCCACCACCCUGCACAUCCGUCCCGACAUGAAAACCCACCUGGACCGGCCGCUGGUCGUGGAGCCCCGCGGCGAAGGCCGGAACAACCUCAGCAAGCUGAGCCCCGUGGAUGUCCAGGAGGUGGUGGAGCACCCCAAACCCACCUCUGCUGAUGGGGCAGAAGCGCCAAGGAAGCACCACCGGCAUCGGGAGAAGGAGAAGCUGGGAGAGCAGGAGAAGGGAGAUGUGACCAAGGAGGAGAGCGGCGAAGCCGGGGCCGGCACCAAGGAGGAGCGGCACCGGCAGCACCGGAGCCGCAGCAAGGAGGUGGAAGGGGGCAGCAAGGAAGGGAAAAGCGACCGUAGCAGGGGGCAGGAAGGGGGCAAGAGGCACCACCGGCGGGGCUCGGUGGAGGAAGGGGGUGAGAAGGAGCACCGCAGGCACCGCAGCCACCGGCACUCCUCCGACCGGCCGGGCAAGGAGGGCAACGGCACCGCCAACGGCGCCCGCGGCGAGCGGCGCUCCCGGCACCGCGGAGGGUCCCGCUCUGGGAACAGGGAUGGAGAGCCCGGGGCCAAGGGGGACAGCGGAGAGGAGCCCCACCGGCGGCACCGGCUCAGGAACAGGGCCCUGUCCACCUACGAGUCCGUGGAGAAGGACAGCGGAGAGAAGGAGGGGGAGGCUGGCGAGAAAGAGCACCGGAAUCACCAGCCCAAGGAGAACCAGUGUGAGCUGGAGGCCAGUGGCAGUGGCAGUGGCCCUGGCAGUGUCCCUGUGCACACCCUGCCCAGCACUUACCUGCAGAAGGUGCCUGAGCAGCCAGAGGAUGCUGACAACCAGAAGAACGUGACCAGGAUGAUUCAGCCCCCCCUGGACAAAACCACCACUGUGAACAUCCCUGUCACCAUCACUGCCCCUCCAGGGGAAACCACUGUCAUUCCAAUGAACAACGUGGAGUUUGAAAGCAAAACAGAGGAGAAGAAAGACGUCGAUGACCUGACCAAAAAUGGGCCUAAACCAAUCCUGCCUUACAGCUCCAUGUUCAUCCUCAGCCCCACAAACCCGAUCCGCCGCCUGUUCCACUACAUCGUCAACCUGCGCUACUUCGAGAUGGUGAUCCUGAUCGUCAUCGCCCUCAGCAGCAUCGCCCUGGCUGCAGAGGACCCUGUGCAGGCCGAGUCUCCCAGGAACGAUGCUCUGAAAUACCUGGAUUAUAUAUUUACAGGAGUCUUCACCUUUGAGAUGGUGAUCAAGAUGAUUGACUUGGGGCUGCUGCUCCACCCUGGCUCCUACUUCCGUGACCUGUGGAACAUCCUGGACUUCAUUGUGGUCAGUGGGGCCCUGGUGGCUUUUGCCUUCUCAGGAACCAAAGGCAAGGACAUCAACACCAUCAAGUCCCUGCGGGUCCUGCGUGUGCUCAGGCCUCUGAAGACCAUAAAACGUCUGCCAAAGCUAAAGGCUGUCUUUGACUGCGUGGUGAACUCCCUGAAGAAUGUCCUCAACAUCCUCAUUGUUUACAUGCUCUUCAUGUUCAUCUUCGCCGUCAUCGCCGUGCAGCUCUUCAAGGGCCGCUUCUUCUACUGCACAGACGAGUCCAAGGAGCUGGAGAAGGACUGCAGGGGUCAGUACCUCGAUUAUGAAAAAAAUGAGGUGGAGGCACAGCCGAGGGAAUGGAAAAAAUACGAGUUCCACUAUGACAACGUGCUCUGGGCUCUGCUCACGCUCUUCACCGUGUCCACAGGGGAAGGGUGGCCAACUGUGCUGAAGCACUCGGUGGAUGCCACCUACGAGGAACAGGGGCCCAGCCCUGGCUACAGGAUGGAAAUGUCCAUCUUUUACGUGGUGUAUUUUGUUGUCUUCCCUUUUUUCUUUGUCAACAUCUUUGUGGCGUUAAUCAUCAUCACCUUCCAGGAGCAAGGAGAUAAAGUGAUGUCAGAGUGCAGCCUCGAGAAAAACGAGAGGGCCUGCAUAGACUUUGCCAUAAGUGCCAAGCCCCUGACCCGCUACAUGCCUCAGAACAAGCAAUCCUUCCAGUACAAGAUGUGGAAAUUCGUGGUGUCCCCUCCCUUUGAGUACUUUAUCAUGGUCAUGAUUGCUCUCAACACCAUUGUCCUCAUGAUGAAGUUCUAUGAUGCUCCAGAAGCAUACGAAGAAAUGCUGAAAUGCCUGAAUAUUGUGUUUACAUCCAUGUUUUCCAUGGAAUGUGUGCUGAAGAUCAUUGCCUUUGGUGUGCUGAAUUAUUUCCGAGAUGCCUGGAAUGUCUUUGAUUUUGUAACAGUGUUGGGAAGUAUUACUGAUAUUUUAGUAACAGAGAUUGCGGUAAGUACAGACAACUUCAUCAACCUCAGCUUCCUGCGGCUCUUCCGGGCAGCCAGGCUCAUCAAGCUCCUCCGCCAGGGCUACACCAUCCGCAUCCUGCUCUGGACAUUCGUGCAGUCCUUCAAGGCUUUGCCUUAUGUGUGUCUCCUCAUCGCAAUGCUCUUCUUCAUCUAUGCCAUUAUUGGCAUGCAGGUUUUUGGGAACAUUGCCUUAGAUGAUGAGACCUCCAUUAAUCGGCACAACAACUUCCGCACCUUCCUCCAAGCCCUGAUGCUCCUGUUCAGGAGCGCUACAGGGGAAGCCUGGCACGAGAUCAUGUUGUCCUGCUUGAGCAACAGAGCCUGUGACCCCCUCUCUGGCCUCACCAAAAAGGAAUGUGGCAGUGAUUUUGCCUAUUUCUACUUUGUGUCGUUCAUUUUCCUCUGCUCCUUCCUGAUGCUGAACCUGUUCGUGGCAGUGAUCAUGGACAAUUUCGAGUACCUGACCCGGGACUCCUCCAUCCUCGGCCCGCACCACCUGGACGAGUUCGUGCGGGUGUGGGCGGAGUACGACCCGGCAGCCUGCGGGCGCAUCAGUUACACAGACAUGUAUGAGAUGCUGAGACACAUGUCCCCACCUCUAGGCCUUGGGAAGAAAUGCCCAGCUCGUGUUGCCUAUAAGCGCCUGGUGAGGAUGAACAUGCCCAUCUCUCCUGAGGAUUUAACUGUGCACUUCACCUCCACGCUGAUGGCCCUGAUCCGCACAGCCCUGGAGAUCAAACUGGCCUCAGGAGGUGUGAAGCAGCACCAGUGUGAUGCUGAGCUGAGGAAGGAGAUCUCGCUGGUCUGGCCCAACCUGUCCCAGAAGACUCUGGAUUUGCUGGUGCCUCCUCACAAACCUGAUGAAAUGACUGUGGGGAAGGUCUACGCAGCCCUGAUGAUAUUUGACUUCUACAAGCAGAAUAAGAACAGCAGGGAGCAAGUCCAGCCCCCCGGGGGCCUGUGCCAGCCCGGGCCAGUGUCCCUGUUCCACCCCUUGAAGGCCACCCUGGAGCAGACGCAGCCCGCGGCCUUCAGCAACGCCAAGGCCUUCCUGCGCCAGAAGAGCUCGGCCUCCCUCAACAACGGGGGAGCCCUGCCACCCCCAGAGGGAGGGAUCAGAGAGUCCAGUUCUUGGGGGACCCAGCGCACCCAGGAUGUGUUUUAUGAAACCAGGAGCCCAGCUUUUGAGCGAGGCCACUCCGAGGAGAUCCCCAUUGAGAGGGUGAGCAGAUGGGGGAAAGGGGGAGGAGCAGGUUUUAGAGCUGUGGUGGUAGAAAUGAAGGAGAUCAGCCCCACAGUUGCCAACGGAGAGCCCCAGCCAGGCCUGGAGAGCCAGGGCCGUGCAGCCUCCAUGCCACGCCUGGCUGCUGAAACCCAGCCCAUCCCGGACACGAGCCCCAUGAAGCGCUCGGUCUCCACGCUGGCCCCGCAGCGCCCUCACGCCAUGCACCUCUACGAGUACUCCCUGGAGCGCAUGCCACCAGAGCAGGGCCACCACCACCACCACCACCGCUGCCACCGGCGCAAAGACAAGAAGCAGAAGUCCUUGGAUAGGGCCGCCCAUCGCAUGGCUGAUGGACAAGCUGUAGCCCAGUCUGGAGAGUCUUCUUCCAAGGACAAGAAGCAGGAGCGUGGUCGCUCCCAGGAGAGGAAGCAGCACUCCUCCUCCUCCUCCGAAAAGCAGCGCUUCUACUCCUGCGACCGCUACGGCAGCCGGGACCGUGCCCAGCCCAAAUCUGCUGACCAGAGCAGGCCCACCUCGCCCAACGGGGGCCCAGAGCACGGCCCACACAGACAGGGCAGUGGUUCAGUUAAUGGGAGCCCCUUGCUGUCGACAUCUGGUGCUAGUACCCCCUGCCGGGGUCGGAGGCAGCUCCCACAGACUCCACUGACCCCACGCCCCAGCAUCACUUACAAGACCGCUAACUCCUCGCCCGUGCACUUCACCACUUUCCAAACCCCCACGUUCUCCCCGGGCCGCCUGAGCCGCGGGCUGUCCGAGCACAACGCGCUGCUGCGGGGGGAGCAGCAGCCGCCCCCGCCCGCCGUGGCCCGCAUCGCCCGCAGCGCGCCGCGCCGGAGGACACGCUCACCUUCGAGGAGGCCGUGGCCACCAACUCGGGCCGCUCCUCAAGGACUUCCUACGUCUCCUCCCUGA